This is a messenger RNA of Rhododendron vialii, 1574 nucleotides long. Its product is annotated as beta-1,4-xylosyltransferase IRX9. The record is from RefSeq and is a predicted model, not a curated record. The transcript is spliced from 3 exons. Bases 61 to 1353 code for a protein of 430 amino acids. Gene Ontology annotation, molecular function: xylosyltransferase activity; galactosylgalactosylxylosylprotein 3-beta-glucuronosyltransferase activity. Gene Ontology annotation, cellular component: Golgi membrane. NCBI's taxonomy places the organism in Eukaryota, Viridiplantae, Streptophyta, Magnoliopsida, Ericales, Ericaceae. Gene Ontology annotation, biological process: glucuronoxylan biosynthetic process; plant-type secondary cell wall biogenesis.
UGAAAACACCUCAAUCAAAUAACCACCAACUGUUUAUAAGUGUUCUCCAAUGACAAUCAUAUGUCAGUUAGCUCCCGCCAUAUAUUAUUAUUAGAACCCAAAAAAAGGGAAAAAAAGAAAAAAGAAAUACUACUUUUGUACUAUUCUUCCCAGCCUUCGAAUAUAAAUUCCCACUUGACACUUUGGACUCCCCUGCCAUUCCAAUUCCUUACUCAGGUUUUUUUUUUCAUUCCAAUUCCCCUGCCAUUCCAAUUCCAUCGGGUUCCGGAGUUUGUUCUUGGUAUCGAUAUGGGCACGGCCGAGAGAUCGAAGAAAAAGGUACUGUUGUACAAGAAAGCCAUGGUCCAUUUCUUGUUAUGUUUUGUCAUGGGAUUCUUCACGGGAUUCGCUCCGACGGGUAAGUCUACGAUUUUCUCUGCUAGUCCUCCUGUUCUGCCCUCGAACCGGUCAGCAUUUUCCCCCGUGCAGCCAGGGGAGCUGUUGCUGGAGGAGAGAACAGAAGAGAGCGGGAAUUUCAACAGGAAGCUGGACGAAUCAGAGGGCGAAAACUCGUCGAAAGAAGAAGAAAAAGAAGAGGAGAAAGAAGAAGAUUUGAUUCCCAGAAGGCUGAUAAUUCUGGUCACGCCAACAAGAAUGAAUGAUAGGCUCAGAGAGGUGAAUCUAAGGAGGCUAUCAAACACACUGAGAUUGGUCCCUCCGCCGUUUCUUUGGGUGGUUGUUGAGCAGAAAUCAGAUUCCUCUGAAGUCUCUGAAAUUCUCAGGAAAACCGGCAUCAUGUACCGGCAUUUGGUUUUCCGCCAAAAUUUCACUGAUCCGGAAGUGGAAAUGGAUCACCAGAGGAACCUCGCGCUCAAUCACAUCGAGCACCACAGGCUAAGUGGGAUUGUUCAUUUCGCCGGUCUUUCCAACGUUUACGAUCUUCAAUUCUUCGACGAGAUCAGAGCCAUUGAGGUGUUCGGAACAUGGCCGAUGGCAAUUGUAUCAGCAAACAGGAAAGAGGUGAUUAUAGAAGGACCUGUUUGCGAUUCUUCAGAAGUCGUGGGUUGGCAUCUGAGGAAAAUGAGCAAUUUAACCGAGACGAAAUCCUCUCCGGUUCACAUUUCGAGCUUUGCGUUCAAUAGUUCGGUCCUUUGGGACCCUGAAAGGUGGGGUCGCCUAUCUUCUGUCCAAGGCACCACCCAGAACACCAUUAAAUUUGUGAAGAAAGAGGUUCUUGAAGAGGAGACCAAACUGAUUGGGAUCCCACCAGACGGUUGCUCCAAAAUCAUGCUGUGGAAUGUCCAAAUUGCCACUGGAACAACACCAAAAAAUACUCUUCCAGGAACUCGACCAGACAGUACUGAUCAAAGAUAAUAUUGGAGAUAUAUUGUAUAGAAAUUAAAGAAAAGGAAAUUAAAAAGAUAUAUACAAGGUACUGAAUUUGGUGGAGAUGAGAUUUUGCUGUGAUCAGAAGCUCAAAUUUUUUUUAUUCUUCUUUUACAAUUGUAUAUUGUUACUUUUCGGCUUUUUUUUUUUUUUUCCUUUAUUGUUUUUUUCAAAUUUUUCUUCAAAGCAAUAUCUGAAGUUUUCCCUUA